Messenger RNA from Cladophialophora psammophila CBS 110553, 1392 nucleotides. RefSeq lists its product as uncharacterized. Bases 1 to 1392 code for a protein of 463 amino acids. The record is from RefSeq and is a predicted model, not a curated record. The transcript has a single exon. Lineage: Eukaryota; Fungi; Ascomycota; Eurotiomycetes; Chaetothyriales; Herpotrichiellaceae.
AUGUUCCAAGAUCCUGACGAGGUUGCCGGAGAGCAACCUGCUGCAAAACUCGAUCAGAUUGCAGCCGCAGCACGAUCGAGUAUCCGGCGCGAGUCCACCGUCCGACCUGGUCGAUUAGCAGCCAGUCGUCGCGCUGCCAUUGAACGAGCACGGGAACAAGUAGAAGAACGACUACGCCGCGAGCGUGAGGCUGACGAAGUGCUCAAUAACUAUGCCAAUACCUUUCCACGAUCACGGUCUCAACGCGACCCGCCCGAGAACGCUCAGGAUUCAGACACCGAGGCCGGGCGCAUUCGUUCCAUCAGAAUGAGGUCGCGAUUGAGGACGCUCGGGCAAGUGCUUGCCAGAAGAGCUAACACCGAAUCAGAACCCCGGAGUGAUAUGGACGUAGCGCUCUUGAGCCGGCCACGCGGCGAGUCUGGUGCAAGAACACGGGACGACCUCGCUUCAGAUUUCAUCUUCGACACCUUUAUGUCCGAAUCUGAGGAGGCCGGUCCUCAACCGCUUCCGCGCCCGUUAAGAGAGUCCGGCCUGAGAUUCGAAGUGGGCGUGACCUCCCAGUCUGAGUCAGAAUCGUCCCGUCGGCCUCGAUUUUUUAAUCCUCGCUCUACAAGAGUCUCCAGUCCAUCCCGGAGCAGAAGACCGCCCUGGUCAUUUUCGGUCCACCGGCCGGUAUUUGCAGAUGCGGAAGACGAAGAAAAUGACAGUGCAUACCGCUCCACUUCACAGCCUCGGGGAUUGGGACGAGGCCCUGGAGACACUGCGAUCAGUACUCCUCCGCCAGAAAGCCUUGAAGCUGCGUAUCCGCCCUUGCGACGUGUCGAUCAUAUUUCGCCGCGCCCGUUGGGUGAGUCGAGGCCAAGGGUUGACGGACUUGGAGACCGCCUGCGUAGUCCCAGCCCCAUGUCUGAUGGGCCCGUGGAGGAGAACUGGGCAAAUCUCUUGAAUACGAUGGAAUCAGGCCGAUCAAGCACAGCGACUUCGUUUUUAUCAUCGCGGUCGGACUCAGGGAUCGGCUCGAACCAAUCGUCUCAGGCAACUACUGCGACCAGCUUUGGCGAAAUAGGCGGGGACGACUCGUGCGAUCUAGAUCUUCCCUCGGGCAUCACUGAAGAGGAUGUUCGGGAAAUACGUGCGCGGCACGGAAGGUUACAAAGAGAUCCUCCUCAUCAUCUCCGGAGGCCCGAAACCCGGAACGAGUUAGUUUCUGAGGCGAACCAGAGCGAGCCUGCAAGGGGAAACGAGAGAGUUCUCGAAUUGGAGGUGCUGACAAUCAUUCUCGACCGGAUGCAGAGAAGAGAAGAGAUCCCAGAUGAGUGGUGGGCCGCCGUUGGUCUGUCACCGGACAUUGUCAGAGGCAACGCUUUUGAUCCGGCCAGGCAAUAUGCUUGA